Molecule: messenger RNA, 3543 nt
Organism: Lepisosteus oculatus (spotted gar)
Lineage: Eukaryota; Metazoa; Chordata; Actinopteri; Semionotiformes; Lepisosteidae
Gene: lrrc40
Product: leucine rich repeat containing 40
Molecular function (GO): protein binding
Source: RefSeq, a predicted model, not a curated record
GGUUUAUUUAGAAUAAAGUGAAUAGACAGACCUUAUCUAUCACAUUGACUUCUAUGUGUCAAUUUUAGGUUGUUUUGAAUUAGGUGAUAGUAACGUUUUAGCAGAGUGCAUGUAUUUGUGUAACAUCUGCCUGUUAAACUUCCUAGAUUUGAAAGCAAACUGAUUUUUUUUCGGAUAUUAAAAAACACAGGCAAUCGGCACCGGCUCCUACGUGCUGAUCCUUAAUGUCUGAGACAGCAUAAAUUGAGGCCCAGCGAAGUUGGCGCUUGAAAAUUGCGAUAGUAACAGCAACAAAUGCAGUGGAGUUUAGGAGGAGAUUGUUUGAAUGAAGUUAUCCAAAGUAUCACGCGCUGAUUUAGCACAGUCCCGAUUGGUUUGACGUCGAUUUGACUGUUGCUCUGUCAAUUUUGGCAGCAAUGUCGCGUUUUAAAAGAGGUGGGAAAUUUGUAGAUUCUAGAGCUGGGUUUAAAACCGACAAAGAAGAACCCUCUGUUCCUUGCGGGUUAUUAAAAUCGGCCAGAAAAAGCGGACAGCUUAACCUGUCAGGACGAGGACUGACCGAAGUACCCCAGAGCGUCUGGCGCCUGAAUGUAGACACACCAGAGGAAGCUCAACAGAACCUUUCUUUCGGAGGUGCUGAUCGUUGGUGGGAGCAGACGGACCUCAUUAAACUUUUUCUCUCAUCAAACAAGCUCCAGAGCCUCUCGGAGGAUAUUCACUUGUUACCGGCUCUCCUGGUUUUGGACGUCCAUGACAAUCAGCUUACCUCUUUACCCAAGUCCAUUGGAGCGUUGGAAAACCUCCAGAAGCUUAAUCUAAGCCACAAUAAGCUGAAAGAGUUACCAGAAGAGCUGUGGAAUCUGAAGACACUGAGGAGCCUGCAUCUGCAACAGAAUGAGCUAGAGCAGAUUGCAGAGGGCGUGGGUCAACUUGACAAUCUGGAUGAUCUUGACCUCUCCAAUAACCAGCUGACAGGCAUUCCUAACAGCUUUGGCAACUUGAGAAACCUGGUUAAACUAAACCUGUCUUACAACAAACUGAGGAGCCUUCCUCCAGCUAUCAGUUCCAUGAAGAGUUUGAAAUUGUUAGACUGCACUCACAACCAGCUGGAAACUGUCCCUUCGGUCCUGGCACAGAUGGCCUCUUUAGAACAACUCUACCUGAGACACAAUAAACUCCGCUAUCUUCCUGAGCUUCCCUCCUGCAAACUACUCAAGGAGCUCCACGUUGGUUACAAUCAGAUUGAGGUGCUUGGACCAGAGCAUCUGAAGCACCUCAGUUCUAUCAGUGUGCUGGAGCUGAGGGACAACAAGCUGAAAGCCCUGCCUGAUGAGAUUGCACUACUCGAGGGUUUGGAGAGGCUGGAGCUCACCAAUAAUGACAUCAGCAGUCUGCCAUAUACUCUUGGUAACCUGCCCAAGAUAAAGAUCCUGGCUCUGGAUGGAAACCCUUUGAGGACAAUCCGCAGAGAUCUUCUAAGUAAAGGGACCCAGGAGCUUCUGAAAUAUUUGAGAAGUCGAGUCCAAGAGGUGCCAGAUGGAAGAGACCAAGACCCACCCAAGACAGCGAUGACUCUUCCAAGUCAAGCCAGGGUGAAUGUGCAUGCCAUAAAAACCUUGAAGACGCUGGAGUACAGUGGCAAACAGGAGGCAUCUAUCCCAGAUGAGGUGUUUGAUGCAGUUGUCAGCGAUCCUGUUGUCAGUGUUAAUUUCAGCAAAAAUCAGCUGACUGCGAUCCCUGCCAGGAUCGUAGAACUGAAAACAACAAUUUCCGAUACAAACUUGGGAUUCAAUAAGAUCACCUCUAUUUCCUUGGAAUUCUGCAUGCUUCAGCAGCUGGUAAACAUAGACCUCAGAAACAACCUUUUGACAUCACUUCCUGCAGAGCUGGAAGCCUUGACAAAACUGAGGAGUAUUAUACUUUCCUUUAACAGGUUUAAGUUGUUUCCUGAAGUGCUUUAUGAAAUUCCUACACUGGAGACAAUACUAAUCAGCAACAACCAGGUGGGAGCUAUUGACCCAAUUCAGCUGAGAAGACUGGAGAAAUUGUCUACGCUGGACUUGCAGAACAACGAUAUCAUGCAAGUGCCUCCAGAGCUUGGCAACUGCACCAGCCUUAGGGCACUGAUGCUAGAUGGGAAUCCAUUUCGCAACCCAAGAGCAGCAAUUGUUGCACGAGGAACAGAUGCACUUCUUGAAUACCUUAGAAGCAGAAUUCCUACCUAAAGAGUGUCAGUGUUAUUUUCACAGCUGCAUUGUGUACAAAGAAUACAUCUGUAUUCCUGUUUCGAGCCUCCUGAUAAUUUCAGUUGAAAAAUAUGAGCUGUUCUGGGAUCAAAAAGAAGUGGUACAUUAAUGUUGCUACAAAGCUUUCUGUAACAAACUAUUUGACAUUAAUCAGAUAAGCAACUGCAACCAUAGACAUUAUGGACAAUACUAUCCCUAUCAAGAAUAGAAAGAAUCUGUAAUUCAUCAGUAAGAAUGUUGUUAAACUGUACCAUAUUUUUAACUCUUAUGAAUUACAAGGGACGUGUGUAAACCUAGAAAAGACAUUUAGUAUAGUUCAGUUAUACACACUGUAUGACUAAAUAUAUGCAUCUGCGCAUUCUCACGUUUGUGAUCUUGAUCUAAAAUGAAAAAUGUUAGGAGGAAAGUUUUUACAAACAGCUUUCCCAUUAUUUAAUUUUUUCCCCUCAAUAGAAGAACCAUUAUGCAUGCAUAAUGUGCUGUGGGAUUCUGAGUAAUUCCAACAUAUUACUUUUCUUUCUCCCUUUAAAAAAGCGUCUCCUCUUGCUGACAUUCUGGAUGUCAGGAUCUCAGCUGUGGAGUUGUUAAAGGACAGUGCUUUAGUGCCAAUAUUAUGAUGUUAAUGAAUUGCAUUAAUGAAUCACAAAGGCCAAAUAGGACAUGCACUGAAUAAAGAAAACUGCAGAUGAAAUAAUGGGAAAUGAAUAGGGAAAAAAGCUCCAAACUAAACACAGUGAGGCUCUCAAACACUCAAAAGACUCUUCUGAGAGCACGCUAGGAAAAGACACUGCCAUUGCCUUGUAAUAACUAUUUCUUCUGUUCUGAAAGUUUUUUAUAGCUUUUGAAGUGAAACGCAUCUGAUGCAGUUUAACUCACAACACAAAGAUUAAAUAUUAAUUUUACUUUAAAAUUACAUUUGCUUCUAAAAUUUGAGUACAUUUUUCUACUAAUUUAUGACUCGCUGCCAAUUUUCUUACCAAUUUUUAGUUUUUCUACAGGGUGAUGUUUUUCUGUGGACCAUUUUGUAACGUUUCACAUCAGGAUUUCAAUUUUUAAAAGUAAUUGUUUUAAGAUAAUUACGUAGAUUGAAACUAAAUGUACCACUUCUACAUAAAUGCAUGAAUCAGGGGACUCCUAUGAAAUGUGCUAUUUCAAUAUAUAAUCUUAUUUCAUUUUCCUGCAUGCUGUCAGUUGGGGUUCCAGUCUUGGGUAAUAACUUGAGGAAAAACCACUAAAGACAUAAUUCAGACACUGUGAAAAUGUUUGCACUUAAUUAACAAUAAAAGUGUAUCUGUGA